Messenger RNA from Diprion similis, 5442 nucleotides. It is a transcript of the gene Cadps, whose product is annotated as calcium-dependent secretion activator. NCBI's taxonomy places the organism in Eukaryota, Metazoa, Arthropoda, Insecta, Hymenoptera, Diprionidae. The record is from RefSeq and is a predicted model, not a curated record. Bases 362 to 4582 code for a protein of 1406 amino acids. Gene Ontology annotation, biological process: dense core granule exocytosis; synaptic vesicle exocytosis. The transcript is spliced from 15 exons.
CUACGACAGUCUAACAAUCAAUAUGUUUGCACUGUGUUCUCCACGCGAGCUCGUUGGCUCGCAGUUAGUUCGUUGAUUCUUCGUUUAUAACGUCAAACUAUUUUUUUUCUUUCUUUGUCAUUCGAACGCCCCGAUCGUUGUUAAGAGUGAUUUAUAAUUGAUCAUCGUCAUUGCUCACCGAAGCGCAGGAGGCGGAUAGCGGAUUGCGAUUUCGAAAUCGUUGGACCCGCGGAUAUCCCUGGAAAGGAACAGCGAGGGGUAUAGCCGAGGGUAAAGUUUGGAUACCUAGUGGAUAUUCGAAUACGGCAACGGCAACGGCAGACCAGAAACCGAAGACCCCGACGGCCUUGGCGUCGGCACCAUGAUAGAUCCGAGCUCCUCCGAGGAGGAGACAGACGAGGAUCAGAACCACCAUCGCGGGGGAGACGGUAGUUCGCACGGUUCCCACGGCUCCCACCACCAUCAUUCUCACCCUGGUGGUGGCGGGGGUGGCGGGUCCGUCGGACCGACCGGAAGUAGCCUUGGUUCCGUAGGAGGUGCCAACCACGUCGCGAGCCACGUGAGUUCCUUGGGGACUCAUGGUGGCAGUGUUCAUGGUCCCCAUGGGAGAGGUGCCAUGGGUGCACCAGCGUUGGCUGCUCAGCAGGAAGCCGUCGCCGCUGGCCUUGAUGUACCCAAUUUGUCAAGUGCUCGGAACUCUCUUUCACCCUCGAUGGGCGCUGCUCAGGACGCCAUUAACUACGCCCGAUCCUCGCCCAGACCAACGAGUCCUUCACCUUCUAUCGCCAGCGAGAAAACCGAGGCUGAAUUACAAGAAAAAUUGGAGCGCGAAGAAGAAGAGCGCAAGACGAGAAUACAAUUGUACGUCUUUAUCUCAAGGUGCAUCGCUUAUCCUUUCAACGCCAAGCAACCCACUGACAUGACGCGGAGGCAGAUGAAGAUUACUAAACAGCAAUUAGACACCUUGGGUGCUCGCUUUCAAAGUUUUCUGAAGGGUGAAACUCAGAUAAUGGCCGACGAGGCGUUUCACAACGCGGUGAAGAGUUACUACGACGUAUUUCUGAGAUCCGAGAGGGUAGUCCGUAUGGUUCAGAGCGGUGCUUGCUCUCAGUACGACUUCCGCGAGGUGUUUAGGAAGAACAUUGAGAAGCGUGUUCGAUCACUUCCGGAAAUCGAUGGUUUGAGCAAGGAAACCGUACUUACCUCUUGGAUGGUCAAGUUCGAUUGUAUAUUCAAAGGAACGGGUGACGAGGACUCGAAACGGCCAUCCAGAAUGCAACAGCAAUCUUUAAACUCCGAGUUGAUACUAUCCAAGGAACAACUGUACGAUAUGUUCCAACAGAUUCUUGGGAUAAAAAAGUUCGAGCAUCAGCUUCUGUUCAACGCCCUCCUGUUGGACUCAGCCGAUGAACAGGCUGCCGCCAUCAGGAGGGAGCUGGACGGUCGCGUGCAGAAGGUUAACGAAAUGGAGAAGGACCGGAAAUUAAUGCCGCGGUUUCUCCUGAAAGAGAUGGAGUCGCUCUACAUCGAGGAACUCAAGUCGUCUAUCAACCUGCUAAUGGCAAAUUUGGAGUCCUUACCGGUCUCUAAGGGUUCGAUAGACAGCAAAUAUGGGCUGCAGAAGCUGAAGCGCUACAACCAUCGUGGUGAGCGCUCCCGCUGCCGCAGUCAGGGUUCUCUCGCUAAGCUGGAGGGCGACUCCGCAGACUCCGACCCCCAGCUGACAAAGAUGGAUGUUGUCUUGACUUUCCAAUUGGAAGUUAUCGUCAUGGAAGUCAAAGGUCUCAAGAGCCUUGCGCCGAAUAGAAUUGUUUACUGUACGAUGGAAGUGGAGAGUGGAGAGAAAUUGCAAACAGAUCAAGCCGAAGCCUCGAAGCCCAUGUGGGACACUCAAGGUGAUUUUUCAACGACACAUCCACUUCCAGUUGUCAAAGUAAGAUUGUACACGGAAAAUCCUGGCAUGCUUGCUCUCGAGGAUAAGGAAUUGGGCAAGGUUAUAAUACGGCCAACACCGUUGUCCUGCAAGGUGCCCGAGUGGCAUCGCAUGACUGUGCCGAAGAAUAAUCCAGAUCAGGAUCUUCGUAUAAAGAUCGCAUGCCGGAUGGAUAAACCGUUGAAUAUGAAACACUGCGGAUAUCUUUACGCGCUGGGAAAGUCGGUUUGGAAAAAAUGGAAGAAGCGGUACUACGUGUUGGUCCAGGUCUCGCAGUACACAUUUGCGAUGUGCUCGUACAAAGAAAAGAAAAGCGAGCCUUCGGAAAUGAUGCAACUCGAUGGCUAUACAGUGGACUAUAUCGAGGCCGCUUCUGCUAACUUAAUGGUCGGAAUGGAUCUCGAAGGCGGAAGAUACUUCUUCAACGCCGUUCGGGAGGGAGAUAAUAUAGUUUAUGCUUCGGACGAUGAGAACGAAUGCCAUUUGUGGGUAAUGGCGAUGUACCGAGCGACGGGACAGUCGCACAAACCAACACCGCCGGUUUCCGUCGCUGAUAAGAACUCGACGAUAAGCAAAAUCCAAGGAGACGCCGACAGAGCGCGGAAACACGGAAUGGAGGAUUUCAUUAGCGCCGAUCCGUGCAAAUUCGAGCACGCUAUACUUUUCAAAAUGUUACAGAACCUGACUCUCGAUUACAGACUGAACGAUCCUUAUAGUUCGUUAGGAUGGUUUUCACCUGGGCAAGUUUUCGUGCUGGACGAAUAUUGCGCUAGGUACGGAGUUCGGGGAUGUUUUCGACAUCUCUGUUACCUGAGCGAUCUCUUGGACAGAGCUGAACAAGGUAUAAUGAUAGAUCCAACGCUGAUUCACUACAGUUUCGCAUUCUGCGCGAGUCAUGUUUACGGAAAUCGACCCGACGGCGUUGGAUCCAUUACUCAAGAGGAGAAAAAUAAAUUUCAGGAAGUAAAGGAACGGCUUAGACUCCUCCUGGAAAAACAAAUCACUAAUUUCAGGUUUAGCUUUCCGUUCGGGAGGCCGGAAGGGGCUCUGAAAGCAACGCUUUCGUUGUUGGAACGGGUCCUUAUGAAGGACAUCGUGACUCCCGUACCCCCCGAGGAAGUUCGUGAAAUGAUAAGGUCAUGCCUGAACACGGCAGCCUUGGUAAAUUACACACGACUUUCGGCGGAAGCUAAAAUAGAGGAUGACCUUAGUGGUGAGGUCUGCGUAUCUCCGGGGAAAAAACUCGAGGAUCUGAUACACCUUGCCAAUCUCUGCGUCGACUUGUUGCAGCAAAAUCAAGAACAUUAUUCGGAGGUAGCGUUUGCCUGGUUUAGCGAAAUCAUGGUCGACCACGCCGAGAUCUUCUGGUCCCUGUUCGCCGUCGACAUGGAAAAAGUGCUCAGCGAACAGCCUCCUGACACCUGGCACAGCUUCCCGCUCUUCCAGGUACUCAACGAUUAUCUCAGGACCGACGACAAUCUGAAGAAUGGAAAGUUUCAUCAGCAUCUGAGAGACACGUUCGCUCCACUGGUUGUACGAUACGUUGAUUUGAUGGAGACGUCGAUUGCUCAAUCGAUACACAAAGGCUUUGAGAAGGAGCGUUGGGAGGUUAAGGGAAACGGUUGCGCAACAUCUGAGGACCUCUUUUGGAAACUCGACGCCUUGCAGUCGUUUAUUCGCGGGCUUCAUUGGCCGGAAGCAGAGUUUAGACAGCAUUUGGAACAGCGUUUGAAACUCAUGGCUUGCGAUAUGAUCGAAUCGUGUAUACAGAGAACGGACAACGCUUUUCAACAGUGGCUUAAGAAGAGCGUCACUUUUAUAUCAACCGAUUACAUUAUACCAUCCGAAAUGUGCGCCAUGGUUAAUGUUAUUUUAGAUGCCAAAAAUCAGAGCUUUAAACUGUGUGCUGUCGAUGGCGUUGACGUGCAUCAAUAUCACACGAAAAUAGACGAUCUUAUCGAGAAGACGUCGGCCGGUAUGAAUCAAGGAAUGAUUAAUAAACUAGUUUCAGUAUUAGAAGCAACGUUAUCCAAACUCUCACGAUACGAUGAAGGAUCGUUGAUUGGUUCAAUUCUGAGCCUGGCGAAGGUAUCCGGUAGCGGGAAAGAAAAUGGUCAGGCUUACGUGAAUUUCACUAGAAAUUGCAUGGAUCAAAUCCGAAGCAAAGUUAUAGACGAACUUUGGAUACUUAUCUUCUUUGAGCAAUGGUACACCGCGCAAAUUCAGAUGCUGUGCAAUUGGCUGUCGGAAAGGCUUGAUCAUAGUCUGCAUUUGUACCAGUGCACGUGUCUAGCUCAUAUUGUUAAAAAAAUAUACUCCGACUUUGAGUUGCAGGGAGUCAUGGAGGACAAACUUAACUCAAAGACAUAUCAAACUAUAUUUCAGCGAAUGCAAACCGAGGAAGCAACUUGUGCCUUAACCAUGUCCGCUCAGAACGAAGAAGGAUUUUCGGAAAACGGAAACGACGACGAUACCGACAGGCCCAAAGCGAAGGUGACUGUCGUCGAGACUGUGGCCGGAGAUGACGCCAAUUACGUGUCGAACAUAACCAACGUGACGUCGAACGUUGUAGGUAAAGUUGGGAGCAUGUUUGGCAAGGGCAUCGGAGGCCUCUCCACGAAAUUUGGCGGCGCGAGCAGCUGGUUUUAGCUGCGUAAGCCUUUAGGCACACGCAUUAGCGCCGAUCGACACGACAUACGCACGCACUCUGAUAACACGUACCUACUCGUACACGUUGAACCUACGCCUCGAUCAAUCAUUCGAUAGGCAUUGUUUCAUGACGUUGGUUUCAAAUACCGGAGUUUCGUUGACGAAAAUUUUAUUGAUAGUUUAAUAAACGAUGGAGUCAAGUAGAACGAAGAAUCGAGGAAAAAUGAUACUAAAAUACUUAUUAUACGCAUAAAUUAUUAUAUUAUAUUAUAUAAUAGGUUCGUAGAUUUUAAUUUAUUUAUAUAUAUAUAUACGAUAUUGUUAUCCAAACUUUUUAGCGUUGUAACGUCUUAUAUAUUAUGAUUAUCGAUAUAAUUUUGGGUCUCGUUUAUUAUAUAGAUUGGAUGAUUUAACGUGAAUUUCGUUGAAUUCUGAUUUAAUCGAAUAAUGUGAAAUUUAAUUCAGGCUUAACGUGUGGACAGUUUCUUUACUUUCUUUCGUCAACUCGUCACAACGGAAAUAGUUCUCAAACAUACUGAUAAAAAUAAUUACUAAAAAUACCUACAUUUAUAGGCCAGUGAAUAUUAUGUGUAAAUAAUUUUCUCGUUAUUAUUUCAAUUAUAAAUAUCGUACGAAAUCAGAAAUGCAGGUGAAAUUUCAGUGACGAUUUACUCCAGUCAUUUACGUUACACACUCACAACUAUCGUCAACGAUAAAUUAUAAAAUAAUAUGUUACAUACCUAAUUGGGAGAGAAAAAUUAGGGCCUAGCUACAACGAGGUGCAAUGAAAUAAUUCUCCGGAAAUAUAUUAUAUCGAAUGAAAUGACGAUGAAGCGAAGUAAAAUAUGAUAUAUAUAUAU